UGGACAUCCUAUCCAAGUAGGAGUAAGCUUAGGAGUCGAGUAUCGCCACUGAUGAACAGAAAGCAAGAGAAGCAGCUGAAGGACUUGGUGUUCCCAGACGGGUCAAAUUAUGAGGCCCAUCAAGGACUCAAAAGGCAGCGGAUACAGGAGGCCAAGUCACUUGCCAACCGGUGGAAGGAGAGAGAAAAGAGAAGAACCUUCCAAUAUCUGAUGGAGAUCGUAUCUUUGCUGAAAAGUGCCGGGAACUCCAGGGCUUUAUCCAACCUCUGACAGAACUUCUAAAUGGAUUAAAAAGGGGCAGAUAUGACCGAGGCCUGAGCACUUUCCAGCAGAGUGUGGCUAUGGAUCGGAUACAGAGGAUCGUUGGCGUUCUUCAGAAGCCAGAGAUGGGAGAGCGUUACCUGAGCACCUUACUACAAGUGGAAAUGAUGUUGAAGAUUUGGUUCCCCGGGGUCAGCAGCUCCUCUUCCUCCUCUUCGUCCUACUCAGACUUUGACAUGGAAGAACCUCAGCACAAAAUGGCCAAGCAGCCAAAUCUUGUAUCUGCUGGACAGAAAAUCUGCCCUUUAAGACCAGUUCGUCCUUCAAGCAGUCCGACUAUGAAUAAACCACCAGAAUGUCACACCUUAGCCCCAGUUCAUAGAGACUGUGUGUGCUGCAAAGAUGUUUUGACAGAGUGGCCAACCAUGAACUUGACCUGGAUGCACACCGCGCCCAUCUGCAACCCUCCUCUAAGCCAGGUGGACCUCCAUCUCAACACCACUGUAGGCCAGGAUUUGUUUUAUCCUAAUGGCAACAGCUGUGGCAUCAUUUUUGUGGUACAGAAGAGUCAGGCGCCGGUGUCCCCAACAGUGGAAUCUGUAGACAGCGAAGAUAAGCCUUUAGACCUUCGAUAUUACGGAGAGGGCUCACAAGAGCGUCUAUCUCCCCGGAGUCGGAGCGCUCCGGCCAUAGUUGACCUCCACGACCGAACUGAUGUUGGGCAGUUGAAGUCUCGUUCACGUUCGCUCACAACAUUCACGUUGACCUCCGGAGGUGAAAAUACCUAA
Staurois parvus is the source of this 1049-nucleotide messenger RNA. NCBI's taxonomy places the organism in Eukaryota, Metazoa, Chordata, Amphibia, Anura, Ranidae. The record is from the annotation of a GenBank genome assembly.